CUCCUUGCAGUAAGCCCGGUAGAGUAUCGGAGUGUUCUCCUCUCCUCCCCGUACACCGGAUCAUCCUCAUCCUCGGUCUCUCACAUUCAUCAUUAUCCUCCCAGCAGCCAAUCAGAGGCGGAGGCGGGCUCCCGCGCUCUCCCGGAGAUGCUCAUCCCCGGGGUUGCCAUAGGUACGGUUGUCGUUAGCAACCGGGGAGCCCCAUCCGCCUAGGCGGAGAAGAAUGCGGGGCUUGGCGGAGAGAAGCCGGGAGAGGCGGCAGUGAUCGGGGAGGACGGGGACCGGGAUGUCGGAGUUCUUCAUCAACAGGUUGUGAGUCGGAGGACAAUCGGUGCCAAAAUGCUUCUAACAAUGACCGGGGAACUUUUGAGCACAACCAUGUCGACUUCUGGCUCCGCUCUUCCCGUCAGCUCCCUGACUUUAGAGCAAAAGGCUGCCUUCGUCCUCGUGUUCCUGCUCUUCAUCUUCUUGGGCCUUCUCAUCAUCCGAUGCUUUAGGAUCCUUCUUGAUCCCUACCGCAGCAUGCCCUCUUCAACAUGGACUGACUACAUGGAGAAGGACACCUUCGAUUACCGCUGGGCCUGACGUUGGGAUCUGAUCCCAAACUAUGGGAUUCAAAACUAUGAUCCCAACUUUCACUGGUGGCCUUCGGGAAAAAUCACCUUUGGGGGGGGGGGAACGGGGAACGGUGGGGACGGGCAGUUUGGGUUUGCUAUUUUGUAUCCUUAAAGCCUAUUUGUGUGUGAUGUUUACAUUGACUGCGAAGCUUUGUAACCGAUGCUAUGCUCCAGUCUAAGUGAAAAAAAAAAAGUGAAACUAAUUCUGCCAAUACAAAAUCAAAAGAAAAAAAAAAAGAAAUAAAGCCUCAACAAUCGCACUUUUGGUGCCAGCCUACGCCAGGGCUUUGUGGACUGAGCCCUUUGCUGUAACUCUCGUCGUUCUCUGUUGUGUGUAGUGUGUGUGUCUUAUCGAUAUUGUAGGUGCGUGUUGAGACAUCAAAAACGAAGGGACAGUUCAAUUUUUUUUGUCAGUGCGAGGAAAUUUGUCCUUCGAUUUAACUGGUACUAUUACUACUACUACCGAAUCAACAAAAAAAAAUACCUCAGUCUUAAAUUUUUAGACCGAUGUGAUGUCAAAAAAGGAGACAAACUACAGCGUUUUAAAAUGUUUUCCCGUGGGAUGGGAAACUGUCGAAAAAAAUUGCCAGUUGGCCAAAAAGUUGCCUUGAUCAAAAAAAUAAAUGUUACCUUUUUACAUCCGUGAGAGUCGGGAAAAGGCUUUUUAGCCAGAUUACCCUAGGACCUAAAACUUUGCCGAAAAAUAUCCGCAGCCGAUUCUGAAAGUCUUUUUACCGAUGCUUUGAGCGUCGUCAACGUAUCAAGUCGUCGUUUCGAUGUGAGUAGUUGCGAGCACACGAGUGAAUUGUAUCGCUUUAACCAGAACUUCAUCACCUCAUUGCUGUCAUGACCAAGGGGGUAAAAAAUAAAAAAAAGCAACAACGAAAAGGGACCAGAGGCCAUUUUUAAUUCUUGGCCGAAACAUUCCGAGGGAGGCGUCCAUGGUGGCUCGUCAUAGGUGGUCGGCGUGGACGUCGUUAAUGAAAAAAAGAAAAAAGCACAAAUUGUAGAUUAAAGCACGUCUCCCUUUUUGGGGGAAGCCAGAUUUAAUCCCCCAGAAGGCAUGGUGUUUUUUUAUUUUUGUCAAGGUGUCGGUAGACAUCCUCGCUAUCUGCAGUAAAUGCUAAAGAGUAGGCCGAAGAGGACCAAUUUGUCACUGCCAGCAAUGAUCCACGAUUUACUGCCUGCCUGCUCUGUGCCAAAGACACAGGUGCGUCUCGACAACGGGGGAAAAAAAAGAAGAAGAUGAGAUCUCUGGUCUCCAUGGAAACUGAGGAGCACAUUUUAGAAAGUUUUUUUUUUUUUCCGUUGAAAUGUAUGAGCCAGACUUGUGGGAAGAAAGUGCGAUGUGCAAGCAACAUGUGCAGCUAAAAGGUAUGGAGUAUUUCAUCAAGGAAGACCAUCACUUGUUGAUACCAGUGCCCCGAAAAGUGUCUGCUUAGUAGCUGUUGUGUUUCAGCCAUUUCUGUGUGCAAGACCUAAGAAAUAAAAGUGAAGUUUUUGAACCGUAAA
Rana temporaria (common frog) is the source of this 2129-nucleotide messenger RNA. RefSeq names its product cortexin-3-like. Lineage: Eukaryota; Metazoa; Chordata; Amphibia; Anura; Ranidae. The transcript has 2 exons. Bases 340 to 585 code for a protein of 81 amino acids. The record is from RefSeq and is a predicted model, not a curated record.